AUGCUCCAGUCUACAGCAGCCAAGAGACGAUUGAUUCGAGACUUUAAGCGUCUCACUUCCGAUGCUCCUAUCGGUAUCUCUGGCAGUCCCAAUCCAGACAACAUUAUGGUAUGGAACGCAGUCAUCUUUGGUCCUCCGGACACACCAUUCGAAGACGGAUCUUUCCGCCUCACCCUCACAUUCUCCGAUUCAUACCCCAACAAACCACCCACCGUCCGCUUCAUCUCCAAAAUGUUCCAUCCCAACAUCUACGCCAACGGCGAACUGUGUCUCGAUAUCCUGCAGAACAGAUGGAGUCCGACGUACGAUGUGGCGGCAAUCUUGACGAGUGUGCAGAGUCUGUUGAAUGACCCCAACCCUGCUAGUCCUGCCAACGUCGAUGCUGCUCAGCUCUUCAAAGAGAACAUCAAAGAGUACGAACGGCGCGUCAAGAAAACCGUCGAGCUCUCGUGGUUGGACAACACCGAUGACUUGGAGGAAGCGACAGGAGGGGACGAAGACGCCUCAUGA
Cryptococcus wingfieldii CBS 7118 is the source of this 510-nucleotide messenger RNA. Its product is annotated as ubiquitin-conjugating enzyme E2 2. Gene Ontology annotation, cellular component: HULC complex. Gene Ontology annotation, biological process: protein polyubiquitination; proteasome-mediated ubiquitin-dependent protein catabolic process; DNA repair. Gene Ontology annotation, molecular function: ubiquitin conjugating enzyme activity. The transcript has 4 exons. Bases 1 to 510 code for a protein of 169 amino acids. Lineage: Eukaryota; Fungi; Basidiomycota; Tremellomycetes; Tremellales; Cryptococcaceae. The record is from RefSeq and is a predicted model, not a curated record.